This is a messenger RNA of Stegostoma tigrinum, 4381 nucleotides long. It is a transcript of the gene cdk2, whose product is annotated as cyclin dependent kinase 2. Gene Ontology annotation, molecular function: ATP binding; cyclin binding; cyclin-dependent protein serine/threonine kinase activity. The transcript has 7 exons. NCBI's taxonomy places the organism in Eukaryota, Metazoa, Chordata, Chondrichthyes, Orectolobiformes, Stegostomatidae. Gene Ontology annotation, biological process: protein phosphorylation; regulation of gene expression; signal transduction. Gene Ontology annotation, cellular component: nucleus; cyclin-dependent protein kinase holoenzyme complex; cytoplasm. The coding region runs from base 206 to 1117 and encodes 303 amino acids. The record is from RefSeq and is a predicted model, not a curated record.
AGGAGCGCGGGAAAAGCAGUGUCAUGGCGCGGGGCUAAAUGCUACUUUGUUACCGUCUCUGUCCGUUCCUCGCUUUGAAAGUCACCAUCGCUUUGCUGGAGACCAGAAAGAUUGAGCUGUCGAUUGUCUCGCGGGGGACGAACUGAAGAGCAACGGGUGGGGUGGGAGGGGAGGGGGGGUGUAAGGUGGAAGAAAGGGAGAGAGAAUGGACAGUUUCCAGAAAGUCGAGAAGAUCGGAGAAGGGACGUAUGGUGUGGUUUAUAAAGCCAAAAACAAAGACACUGGUGAAGUGGUGGCCCUGAAGAAAAUUCGACUUGACACGGAAACUGAAGGAGUGCCAAGUACAGCGAUACGAGAAAUCUCCCUUCUGAAGGAACUUAGCCAUCCCAACAUCGUCAAGUUACUUGAUGUGAUUCACACGGAGAAUAAACUAUAUCUGGUCUUUGAGUUCCUGCACCAGGAUCUGAAGAAAUUCAUGGACAUCUCCUCAGUCAAUGGGAUUUCAUUGCCACUCGUCAAGAGUUACCUAUUUCAGCUUCUGCAAGGACUUGCAUUCUGCCACUCUCAUCGGGUACUUCAUCGUGACCUGAAGCCUCAGAACCUCCUGAUAAAUGCAGAGGGUGCAAUUAAACUGGCUGACUUUGGACUUGCGAGAGCUUUUGGCGUGCCUGUUCGCACGUACACCCAUGAGGUUGUCACACUGUGGUAUCGAGCCCCUGAGAUCCUCUUGGGAUGUAAAUAUUACUCCACUGCAGUUGAUAUCUGGAGUCUUGGCUGCAUCUUCGCAGAAAUGGUAACAGAUUCUAAAAUCACGAGGAGAGCCUUAUUCCCUGGAGAUUCCGAGAUUGAUCAGCUAUUUCGGAUUUUCCGAACACUUGGAACACCAGACGAAUCGGUCUGGCCAGGAGUAACCUCCAUGCCUGAUUAUAAGCCCACAUUCCCAAGGUGGAUUCAGCAGGAUCUUAGUAAAGUGGUGCCACCCCUGGAUGAGGUUGGCAGAGACCUGUUAGCGAAAAUGCUACAGUAUGAUCCAAGCAAGCGGAUCUCAGCAAAGAGUGCCCUGUCUCAUCCUUUCUUCCAAGAUGUGACCACGCCCAUCCCUCAACUUCGAGCUUAAAAUACAGCUGAUCAAUUGCUGGUCUGGAAAUCCUGAAAUGUCACUUGAAAGGAACUGAUAAGGCAGUGUCUGUUCAAAUUGUCAUCCAGUCUUUAUUCCCAGAAGUGCCAAAGAUCCAUCUGUUGGUUAUCUCCAGCAGAGCUUUUUAUUUAACAAAUUCCAUAUGAUUUUUCUAAACAUUUAAAAUUUAACUUUUUUAUCAAAGUAUUUUUCACAAUCCUUGGAAAGCUGGAUGAUCUCCAGUUGGCUUUCCUCGUGGGACCAUCCUUCCGAUUUAUCAUGUCAACAUAUGGCAACACAAAGAGCCACAAUAACUGCAUUUGUGCUUUAGUUUUCAUUCCGACAGUAAGCUGUGAUUGUCACCAUUCAACCAGAACAGCAUUAACAAAGCCCUGUGAGAUCCUUCCAUCUAAAUGAACAUUACAUUUCCAUUAAAAGUUCCUAGUGACUCAGCCAUACAAACAAGGAGGUCCAAGUUUUGAUUCACAGUACAGACUGAUUUCAUCUCGGGUUGAGAUAAAGUUGACUAGGUGAGGGAGAGGAAAAGAGCCAGUCACCCCCCCCUCUUCCUAGUUGCUGUCUAGUGAACCUUGUUGGCAGUAUGGAUAGAUGAUGACAAAGAUAUGACGCUUCCUGCAGUUGGACUGUCAGAUAGCACUUAUUGUCUAGACUGGCAUGUGAAAAAUGGCCUUUUAGGCAAGGUAACAGAAAUGCCCCGAUUGAGUUCAAAGUGAGAGCUGAUUUGGGAGAACAGGAGAAAAACUUCUAAAAGUAUGGGACGAAUUGCUCUGUGUCCAUGCUGAUGUUGAGUCAUGAAGGGCUGUGGUGCUGGAUUACUGAAGCUCAGCCAGUGAGGACUAUUCACUCGCCAGUGACACUUGGGUAGGAAGGGAGAACAACAAAUCGAAUCACGUUCCUGUUCUUAGUAUUCAGCUGUCUGUUCCAGAAAAUUUGUUUUUGCAGAUCUCUGGUGAAUACGGUGAAGCAUGGGUUGAAAUGAAGUUGGGGAGGAAACUGGUCAAAAGGGAAAUCACAAUUAUCAAAGAAAGUGUCAAUUAUAUUUUGUCAUAAUGGUAUAAUUAGAUUAAUUGGGCAUUUUGCCAUGUAGGUUUAUUGCCUAGUUGCAGUAAGUAGUUUCUUGUGGCUAUUUGGGAAGGUCACUUCAGAUUAAUGCAUGAUAAUUAAGUAAGCUGAAUAAUUUAGUAUUUGAGACUUUUUGUCUCUUAGAAGAAGCCUGACUGCUGUCACUCAGUCAUGCACUAGAUGCUGAUGGUUAUGGAAUAGCCUCUGCUGUACUGUAGGUCUUGAUGUCAGUCUAAUCAAUCUGAUCCUGUUAUUCUUAGUCACAACCCCAGUUGAUAUGGUGGGACAAUUCUAAGAUGCAAAUAUAGAUCUACCAGUAUUGAACAAUACUGGAAGGAAAGCACCAAGCACCAAAAAACAAGGAAGGGAUUGAUCUGCACAAAAGAAAAUGCACAAGCUGAUGCUUAGAAAUGAAAUCUUUGGAGGAAGUGGUUUUUAAAUUUGGGUUGCCUCCAUUUUAGUUGUGUCUACAAUUCCACGAAAGUUGAGUUAGAACUGUGCAGGUUAGGAUGAGUGGAUACUGUCACUUCAAUACAAUACAGUAAAGUACAUUUUUGAACAAUUUCUUUGUUUUAAUCUAUUAUGUAUAAUUCGAAACUUUGAUCUAUGAAGGGUUUUUUUUUAAACAAUGUUUUGAGAGUGGGUAUAAAAUUUGUUACCUGCAUAAGCUCAUCUGAACCCUUAUUGGAGUUUAACCAGUGCUUGUCCUGUCUGAAUGCAAUACAACCCACUGUGUUACUCUGAGUUUGAAAUGUGGCCAAUUAACUGCAUUAGUAGAAGUUUUGGUGCUGUGAGAUCACCUGGCUGGCACUUGAUGGUUUGCACUGGAGAUCAGCAUUUCUUGCAACAUAAACAUGGCUUUUGCUUUGAAUUGAUGGUGGUUUCCAAUGAUCUCAUGGACUGCAUAAUUUGGGCCUGAUGGUCAAUAAAACUGAAUAAGGUUCUCCCUAAGCAAAUCGAGUAAUUCAGUGAAGAAACUGUGCUGCCACAUGGUUUAAAUCACCAGACAUCUUUUUGUGUUAUAUUAAGAAUGUAUUAAAUGCUUCAAACAAGCAGGAAUUAUGAUAACGAUUAUUCAUGUAAUCUCACAAUGUCUAUUAUUUAGGAAAGUCUGGGAAUGCAGCAAGACUAACAUAACUACUGCUCAUCACAGACUUUCACCCUUUCCACUUGUUCACCCCUGAAGAAAAACAGAAUGAGACCAUUGACCUAAAUAUGCAAAGUAGUUAAAACUUUAUGGCCCUUUCAGUGACUAAGGGAAACUGCAAUGCAGAGGAGAAAAAUCCCUGAUUCAGUCCCUACCCUGCACUAAGUGGUGCAACAAUGAGCCUAGGUAUCCCUUGGUGAGAAAAGAGCAUUGCUUUAGUGAACUGUCUCCUGUUCAUUAUAAAAUCACUCCUACGUAUUCACUUGCUCAAAGCACUCACCUACCUCACACUGUAGUAACCAAAUCAAUUUCAGACUAUAGAUUGAUAUUAUGAAAAGCAGAAAAGUGAAGAACAAUUGAAAUUACAUUUCUAUUUACAAACUUAAUUCUUUAAAUGUAAAUUGAAUAGUUUAAAUAUUCCAUGCAGAUAAAAAUUGAGCCCAUGAACUGUGUGCUUUUAAUGUGGGGGUAUUAUAAAUUUUGGAUUCCUUGGUGCAUGUUUCUGCAAUUUUUGAUUUUUUUUGCCUUUUGGGAGAUCCAUUAUGGUUGCACUGGUGGCUUUGUCUGACCAACUUUGCCAAAAUAAUAGACUUGGUGACUGCUUUAAUACUGUCAUGAAAUUUUGAGUUUGAAGAUGAGUUCUGUUGAGUCUUUUUUAACGAUUCAUGGGAUUUGCAUUUGCCCUGUUUUAACCCUUGUGGAGAAAAGUAAAAAUAUUUUGUUGACUGAAUUGUCUGUGUGUUGAAAGAUUAGAAGUUGGAUCUGAGAUGCUGGAUGAACAUUUUCUUUGAGAGCCAACAAGAGAGGAGGGGGUUUGAGUCGCCCUUUCUCGUGCUUAAAGCUACAUGUUUCUUGGCAUGUUUGUAAUUAGGGCUUCAGUGACCAUUGUCAGCUGGAUACUCCAAUCUGGAAAUCUCUUCAGCUAAACUACUAGGCAACAUGUCUUGAGCACUGUAGGGUCUUGCUAAUCAAUAUCAUUUUGAUACUUUGUAAUUCACAAUUACCAGAAUAAAGACCUUGUGACUUCUUCGUAA